This is a messenger RNA of Lampris incognitus (smalleye Pacific opah), 3852 nucleotides long. It is a transcript of the gene gps1, whose product is annotated as G protein pathway suppressor 1. The record is from RefSeq and is a predicted model, not a curated record. Gene Ontology annotation, cellular component: COP9 signalosome. Lineage: Eukaryota; Metazoa; Chordata; Actinopteri; Lampriformes; Lampridae. Bases 95 to 1561 code for a protein of 488 amino acids. The transcript has 14 exons.
GUGCGUCAUGACGUAAUAAACUCUGGCCCGGAUAUGAAACGUAACACAACAGCGGCUAUUUACAGUUGCUGCGGCGUUCUGGUAACGGCUGAAGAUGCCUCUGCCUGUGCAAGUAUUCAACUUCCAAGGGGCAGUUGAGCCCAUGCAGAUUGAUGCUGACCCACAAGAAGACCAGCAGAAUUCCCCAGAUGUCAGCUAUGUAGUGGAGAACCCAACACUGGACCUGGAGCAGUAUGCAUCCAGCUACAGUGGUCUGAUGCGUAUUGAGAGGCUCCAGUUCAUUGCAGAGCACUGCCCACAGCUCAGGGCUGAGGCUUUGAAGAUGGCAUUAUCGUUUGUUCAGAGGACUUUCAACGUCGACAUGUAUGAGGAGAUUCACUGCAAACUUACAGAAGCCACACGAGAGGUACAAGGGGCUCCAGAUGCAGUGGCAGAGGCAGGUGCUGCAGAUCCCCCUCCCCUGGAUAAAGCCUGGGCAGAGUCGACCAGGAAAAAGGCCCUGCUCAAAUUGGAGAAACUCGACACAGACCUCAAAAACUACAAAGGCAACUCCAUCAAAGAGAGUAUUAGACGUGGCCAUGAUGACCUGGGGGACCAUUACCUCGACUGUGGUGACCUGAGCAACGCCCUGAAGUGCUACUCACGUGCCAGAGACUACUGCACUAGCGCCAAGCAUGUCAUCAACAUGUGUCUUAAUGUUAUCAAGGUUAGUGUCUACCUCCAGAACUGGUCCCACGUCCUUAGUUAUGUCAGCAAAGCAGAAUCCACUCCAGAAAUAGCAGAGCAACGAGGAGAGAGAGAUUGUCAGAGUCAAGCAGUCCUUACCAAAUUAAAAUGUGCUGCAGGUUUAGCAGAGCUGGCUUCUAGAAAAUACAAACAAGCUGCUAAGUGCUUCCUGCUGGCCUCCUUUGACCACUGUGACUUCCCAGAGCUCUUGUCUCCCAGUAAUGUAGCUGUGUACGGGGGCAUGUGUGCCCUUGCCACCUUCGAUAGACAGGAGCUACAAAGGAACGUCAUCUCCAGCAGCUCCUUUAAGUUGUUCUUAGAACUGGAACCUCAGGUCCGUGACAUCAUCUUUAAGUUCUACGAGUCAAAGUACGCUUCAUGCCUCAAAAUGCUGGAUGAAAUCAAGGAUAACCUGUUAUUAGACAUGUACCUGGCUCCUCACGUACGGACCCUCUACACUCAGAUCAGAAACAGAGCCCUCAUACAGUACUUCAGCCCAUACGUGUCUGCAGACAUGACUAAGAUGGCUCAAGCCUUCAACACCACUGUUGCAGCCCUGGAGGACGAGCUCACACAGCUCAUACUUGAAGGACUCAUCAAUGCACGUAUCGACUCACACAGCAAGAUCCUGUAUGCACGUGACGUGGACCAGAGGAGUACCACAUUUGAAAAGUCCCUCCAUAUGGGCAAGGAGUUCCAGAGACGGGCCAAAGCCAUGAUCCUCCGUGCUGCCGUACUGCGCAACCAGAUUCAUGUCAAGUCUCCCCCCAGGGAGGGCAGUCAAGGGGAUCUCAACUCUGCCAAUAGCCAAUCACGAAUGAGCACCAACAUGUGAACACUCAUCCAGGAAGUGACCACGUCAGCUUAUCUCAAACACUUAAAAAGGAGACGAGACGAUUCUCAUUAUCACCAACAACUGCCCCACUUGUUGAGGGUCCACUCUUCCUCCUCCUUUUCUGAAAUAUGUUUUUUCUUCCCCACAGAAAAAAAAAGAAGGUGUCACCACUGUUAGGAGAGAUGUAGUGAAAUCAGUAGCAGUGCUGUCUGUAAAAAAAAGCACUUGAUUCACUGAUCUGAGUGUGUUUUGCUGUAGAGGGGCAUGCAUGUUCUUGUGUGCGCGGAGCUCGCUUGUGUGUGUGAAGCACUUGGGCCCUUCAAAGUGCUUUUCUUUUUCAAAAGAUGCACUGUUAUUUCUCCUCUCUCUCUCUUUCUCUCUCUCGUCUCACCCCCCUUAUCACGCUCUCCUCUACAUGGCACACUUUGAAUGCCCCUGAUGCAGUGGAGAACUGCCACUUUUCAGACACAAUGUCCAAAGGAUCUGAUUUCAAAAUAAAAGCUGUAUAUGAAAACCUGAAGCUGGCCUGGUCAGGACUCUCUGUCAUCCCAUUCUUACUUGUAGGCUUUUCUUGUUAGCCGCUCGGUCAGCUCUUCUCCCACUGAAAUCUACUAUCUGGUCAGAGAAGUGAAUAAUGCUGGCACACUUCUAUUAUUAUUAUCCAGGGAAAGCCAAUUCAUUUAAAGGGCCACAAUGCCCACAGCCUUUUGAAUAAAACUAGUUGACUGUAAGCAAAAUGGAGAUCAGUACAAAGGAAAGCACUCUGAUUUUUUUUUUUCAUGUUAUUGAGUUAUUAAUGUAUAUCCACAAUGUGCCAUAAUUGGAAAAAGUCAAGUUUAAUUUUUGGGGGUUGCUGACCUCUCCUGUCCUCGUCAUGCUAACUUGGGUUGACUUCUGGGGAGAAUGUGAAUAAGAAUGCUUAAACAACUCAAUGAGGGAUUUUAUGGAAGAUAAUAUUCAUCACAGGAAAUCAAUAUUUGUCAUUUCUCUUUUCUCAUAUUCUGUCAUCGCCAUUGUCGAACAUGCAAAGGAUUAGUGCAUUGUAAUGCAAUAUAUUGAUGAUGAAUAUAAAACUAGUUGUCUUGCAAGGAUUAAACAUUUGUAAAAGUCAGAAGUACUGUCAUGCUUAAAAAGACGGAUAAGAACGGCAGUAAUGGGGGAAAAAAAGGCUUGCCACCGUCUCCCAUGAUUUGGUCUCGUCAGACUGGCUGGUGUGUGUGACGUCCCAUUCAACAGACUGUUUCUCAUUGGUACUGGCGUAGACACUCGCCUGUAGAACAUGUACAGCUAUCGGCUUCAUGAUUUCUGUUCUCUCAAGGAAGGAAAUGCACUGAUUUCUCUGGAAUGUUUUUUUUUUUUCCUAGCAACACCAAAUAGAAGGGCACAUCUUGCCAUCUUUAAACAUCCACAGAGGCUUUUCUUCAAAGGGGCUAAUGUUCAGGCGCGUGUCUGGCGCUUGAUCGUCCCAGAGGAAAGGUCACGUAGGUCCAGCCGUGACUACAUUCAUAGUGCAUCUUUGAUGAUCCAGCUUCCCUUCGGUGGUGUUAAAAUUGUGAUUGAUUCAUAAUGAAGAAAUGUCCGUACUAAAAGCUGACUGUAUAGGAUUUACGAUUCUCCUUCAGAAUUGAUGCUCAGCUGACCUAGGUGCUGUAUGUAUGCCGCUAAAAUGUAUAGGAUAUCUUGUUUAUUUUCGUCUGCUAAAUCUCCUGUGAAUAUUUUUUUUUUCUAUUCAACAAAUUCCAAGGCAAUCAGCCCAAGAUAGCAACAUGUCUCUACUUAAUGCAGGGUUUCACAAGUUGCAUGUCUUUUUUGUUUUUUUCCGGGGGGGGUUGGGUUUUUUUGUUUGUUUUUUUUUCAAGGCGACUGAAUACAGAUUUGGACAGAAAGGGGUAAAAACAGUUUUUCUCCUCAAUGUCUCGGCGUUCAUUCUGUUGGCAAGCCUACAGCCCUUGCUGCAAUACACUGGAAUGCUUUUAGUCAACUUCCAUCACCAAUCAUUUAUUAAUUUUAAACAACCUUCCCUCAAAUGGGGGGAAGAAGAGACGACAUGAGACAUGUUGGGUGAACACCCCUCCCAAGUUUUCUUCUCCGAUUCAUCCAACUUGGAGGGCUGUUAGUCCAACAUGUCUCACGUUGGAUGAAUACCCCUCCAAGUUGGAUGGAGUAUUCGUCCCACAUAUCUCAUGUUGGAUGAAUACCCCUGAAUCGGAGAAGAAAACUUUAGGGAUAUGUUUAUUUCACUGAUCGUAUUAAAUGGGUCUGUUUUAAAUUACCUUGAUAAUAAAGCAUUA